Stegodyphus dumicola is the source of this 6519-nucleotide messenger RNA. RefSeq lists its product as uncharacterized. The record is from RefSeq and is a predicted model, not a curated record. NCBI's taxonomy places the organism in Eukaryota, Metazoa, Arthropoda, Arachnida, Araneae, Eresidae.
AUGGAUGUCAACGCUCCUGGGAUCACAGAAAGUGUUGUUUUUGAACUUUCUGAAUGUUACGGUCUAAACAUAUCUCAAAUCAAAAGCAAAGGUUUCUCUAAAAGUGCACCUGAUUUUUUAGACGUUGCUAAAGUGUUACAAUUCCUGUUGGAAGGACGUUGCAAUGACCAUCUCGUGGAGAUUGCUUUUGGAAGAACCAGAAGUAUAAGACAUUCAUUGUUUUUUAGUGAUGAUCCUAGACGAAAGAGUCGGUUAAAAGCACUGUCAUGGUUUGGACCUCUUUAUAAUCCUGACGUGCAAACCAGAUUGUUUGAUUACUUCUUUGAACUAUACAAAUCCUGUAUGGGAGAUGCUGCUUACACUAUUCCAUAUAUUUAUGAAGUUUGGAUACCAGAGGGUAUUGUGAAAUCGAUUGCUCUAGUUGAAAAUAUAAGUCAAGAGGAAGCACAAGUUUUGUUUGAUGAUGCUGAAAGGCAUGAAUUAUUACUUUCAGAAAGAAACCUGUAGGAGGAAUUUUCACGAUGCAUUUUGUUAAGCUUAUUCAAAGCCAUGUCUAAUAACUUGAAGCAGUUCUCCUACAGCCAUGCCAUUCGACAUCCUUCAGAAUGCAUUCACAUUUUGUAUAUUUGCAUUGAUAUUGAUGGUUAUGUGUUUUAGGUAUUUAGUUAAGCAUUUCAACUUUAUGUGUAUAGUUUAUUAACAUUUGUAUGUUUAUUUUUUUUUUUUUUUUUUACCUGAUGAUUUAACUUCUCUCCCCCCCCCCCAGCUAUUUGAACAACGUUUAUCAUCCUUCAUUUCAUUGAUGAAUUGUAAAUGAAAUACAUGAGACAUGUACGUAUAUGUCAAUGGAAUUUUAGUUUUGUUUGAUUAUAUUUUAAAUUUGCUAAUUCUAUAAACUAUCUGCUGUUGUUUCUUCUAUGAAAUGUGCUGUGUGUGAAGUUUUGAAUAGGCUUUGUUAAUAACUUAACAGUAAUGAAAAUCCUCAUCUCAAAAAUGAUAAAUUGUUAUGUUUUUUCUUCUAAGUCAGGAAUGUAUAGCUGAACCUCCUGUUAGCAGAAACUCAUGAGACCAAGGCUUUUAUCCAUUAUCAGGGAGUGUCCACUGAGUGAGAAUACAUUGGUCUCUUACUUCAAGAGUUUGGUGAUUCAAGAACUAUUUGCUAAUAAAGGAGUGUUUGUUAGUGGAGGUUCUAUUGUACACACUUUUCCAAAGUUUCUAGCUUUUAAAGAAACACUCCUAUAUUUACAAAAUUUUUUUUUUUUUUUUUUUUUUUUUUUUACAGCAUCUCUUAAAUGAUACAUAAGAUAUUUUAAACUUUUGAAAGCCAGCAGUUGUUGAAAUUAACCUUUACUGGCCUAGCAUUAUUCUUGAAAUAUGAUUUGACAAUGCAUUUUAGAUAUUUCUGUAAAUCAUUGAAUAUAUUUGUGCCCUAAAACUUUGAAAAAAUAUAAGAUGAAUAUUCUCUACAAAGACACAAAGUAAAUAUUUUGAGAAACAUUUAAUCUAGUCACAUUUAUGUAUAUUUAAAGCUUUUUAUUUUAAUUAUAUGAAAUUUUUUGAAAUAAACUUAUGGAUAUUUUCUCACCAAGUGAUAAGAAAUCGCACUUAUUUCCACGUUAUUGUAGGAUAUUUACUUCUGAUUGCUAUAUUUAUGAGUUCUAUAUGUUAAGAAGAAAGUGCAUCUAAUUUAUAAAUUUUAUUGGCUUACUUUGCAACUUUGGUGUAAUGGUCUUAAAAAUCCAGUGCUUUGUAUACACAAAAUGUUUUCCUGUUUAUUUGUUGUCUUCAGUUUGAAUUUUUUAUUGUAUUUUCAGCUAUCUCUUCUCUCUUUUAUUAAUAAAAAAAUUUAUUCAUUUUUUGUUCUGAUUUGCCUGCUUCUUACAAAAAGUAUUUUAAAACACUCCGUGCCAUUUUUUGUUGUGAAUUUGUAAGUUGUUAUGUUACUGAACAAAUGUACUAUAAAUAUAAAUAUUAUUUUAAGAACUCUUAAUAUGUUUGUAAUAUAUUUGACCAGAAAAAAUGAGAUGUACAUAGUAUUAAAAUUUUCUUUCCUUACAACAAAAUUUGUUUCUUACUCUGGCAUGGAGUUUCAGCCAAUUUGGCUUAGUUCAUGUGUUUAAGGAUCUCUUAAAGAGCAUAUAUCAUUUUUUUCUUAUGUUGUAGCUUUAAUGAAAGACAUACAGUCCUUUGCAGUGUUAUGCUUGCAGGCGGGGAUGUUCUCUAGGCUGGCAGCUGAGACAGAGUUCUUUCAUGUAUUGGAUAUUUGUUUGUUCUUUUGGGCUGCAAUUGCAUCCAUUUUUAAUAUAUUGUGCGCAGACUUCUUUUACAAAAGUUCUUACUUAUAAACAGGAUGAAAUGUUUGUCAGAACUUUUUGACAUAAGAAAAUUUAAUGUUUUGCCUCAUUUAAGUAUGAUUUCAGUGAAUGAGAUGGUUGUGAGUCAUAUAUUAAAUACAGAUAAUUUAUAUUAUGUAUGGCUAAAUGAUAUUACAUUUUUAAAAAAGUCAUCGAAGAUGUUAGAAUUUGAUUAAAAAUUUAAUGAACCAAGAACCACUAAUUUCAAUGAAAGCAAAAAAUGUAUUUCUGUUGGUUGAAGGAAAAGUGAUUUUGACUUGCAUACUUUCCUGCUUGGUUAUUACAGUUUUAUAAAAGGUUUUUUUUUUUCUUUUUGCCUUCUCUCGUUUUGUUAAAAGUAUUACUGUGAAAAGCUUCUUACUGCAGUUUCUUUUCUUUUUUCCUCCGCUCCUCAACAUCAUCUUAUAGAGGAAAAUGAUCUGAGUGUAGUUCUUUCAUUUGAAGUUUAGUCUGUUCUCUAUGGAAAAUGCAGUUUGUAUAAAAUUUCAGUCAGAAAGGUAAGGAUUUUUUUAAGAUAUACCUGUAAUUUUGCCAAUGUUAUUAAUGUGUUUUGAGAUAUCAUCUUUGCAUAUGCAAUAAAACUGAAGUUUAAUGUUAACAUGUGAUUUUUAAAUAUUUAUUUGUUAAAGCAUUUUAAAUUUUAGAUGUUUAAAGGAGUAGGCUAUCAAACAAAGUAUCUAAAGAAAAUUCUGUUUUCUGAUAUGAAAAAUUCUCAGGAAAUAUUGCUUUUGGAUGCAUUUAAUUAUGGCUGUUUGUAUUCCUUCAGGUCAUUUUCAUAAGCAUUACUAAUUACUUUUGUACUUUUAAGUAAUUUCGUAAUUUGACUGGUUUAAGGAACUAGUUUAAUAGCACUGUCAGAAUAUUAAUCUAGUCUGUUUCUAGUGUCAAAUACAUUUUGGUCUUUGAAACUGUAAGUAAUUUUUGUAUUAUCUCAUAAUGAUGAGAAAUCUAAAGAAUGCACUUUUAUUGUUGUACAAAAAUUGAACAAAAGUUUAUUUUUGAAGAUUUCAAAUCAUGAUGUAGUAGGUUAUAAUGAUGAAUUUAUGUGUUAAUCUAUGCAUUGUAGUUUUAAAUGAAAAUGUAAGACAAAAGCAACCAUUAAAAACAUGUAACACAUAUAUAUAAAAAUGAUUGAAGAACUGGUUUUCAUUUUGUAACUUUUUAAAAGCUUAGAACUGCAAGGUUUUUAGAGACCAGUGUUAGAGAUAUGUAUUUUUUUUUUUUUUUUUUUUUUAAACUUCUAAUACAAUUUCACUUCAAAUUACUCAAAUUCUUUCAGUACUGAUUGCUAUAACUUAAUUGUUAAUGAAGAAAUUAAUAAAAAGACAUACUUUGUAAUUAAAGGUAAAGACACUACUUUUUAUAAGAUUUCUCUUAUAUUAUGUGAAUAUUUAUAAAUAUAUUGCUUUGUGUCUUUGUGUUAAGAAAAUAAAUUUCAAAACAACUUACUAAUUUGAAUAUUUCUGUUUCCUUCACAUUUUCUGUGGUAAUUAUAGCUACACACAUGUUCCAUCCUUUUUUCUUUAAUACAUUAUGCAUAUUUUUUGUGAACUUUUGAAGCAGAUUUUAUUUAAAUUUUGUACACUGAGUUCCUGCACUUAUGCUAGCAAAAAUGCAUUUACUGAUAAUAGUUUAAGAUAUUGUGCAUCAUGAAUUAGUUAUUAUUUUGCAGAAUAUUUAUAUGUAUCUGUUAGUUGUAAUAAUAAUUUCUCCUGUCAUUUAAUUACAACUAGUCAUUAAGUAAUAGAGCUGUGUACCAUAUGUAGUUAUAAUAAAAGCAUAAAAUAGUUUUAAGUUUUUGUAAUUGUGUUUAUGAUUGCAGUCAGUUAACUGAACUACCGAAGUAGUCUCAGAGAAAAUUAUAUUUAUGAGGUAAAUAUGGAAAUCCCCCUUCCAGAAAAUAUUCUGUGUUCUUAAGGUGAUCACUUUUGCUAAAAAUACAGCUGAAAUUUAAUUAUAAUAUAUAAAAUUUUUGUCACCGUCAUGCUAUAUAUAUUUAUCUUUAAAAUAUCCUUUUCCUCUACAUGUAUAUGUAAACCAGUUAUGUGUUUUUUCUGAGUAUUAUAAAUGUUAAAUAUUAAAAAGCUAUGUGCAUUUUGUAAUGGCUGUUUUCCUCCUUUUGCUUCAAAUAUGGAUGUUGCUUUAUUGUGAAAAGAAGUUGAUGUAUAAGAAUUAAUUGAACAAACUUAUGUGGUAUUUAAUUCUUUGUGUGGUGACUAAUAAGUUAUUAAUAGAUAUGGAACUUACUGUUUGUAUGUUGAAGCGUAUAAAUAUUUACAAAUCUGUUUGAAAAAUUCACUUGAAAUUUAAUAUUCAUUGUCGUAACUUGCAAAGUUGUAAUGUAAAAUGUCAGAAUUAAGUAGUGCUUUUAGAAAGAAGUGAAGAUCUUUUGACUGCUUUUUGCUUUUUGAAUAGAAUUCAGAAUUUUUAUUAAUAUUGGAACACUUUAUGUGCAUAUAUGAAGCCUGAAAGACACGAGUAAGUUCUGAAAUUUCACUGGUGAGAGGAUAGGGGAACCUUGAGUUGCUCAAGCUUUUCAGCAGUCAUUGCAUAAUACACAUAUUUUGUAAGCGCCUCUGAGCAAGAGACUCAUGCCAUUUCUUCACAGUUAUAUCUAUUUCUGUAUAACUAAAUUUCAUUACUUCAUAGUUGGCGAUAUCAAAUAUGGCAUUUUUUAAAGAAAAAUUAUGAAGUAAUUCAAAUUUGUAUUCAGUUUUACUCAGUUGUGUGAAUCUUCAUUAUGUAUGUUACACAUAAUUAAUUCUUAUGUUCAUGAAUUUGUUUAUUUAAACCAAAUAUCUUUCAGUAUAUUCUCUAACAGAAAUGAAUUUUCACUUGUAUUGGAGAUACUUCCAUUCAGAUUGCAGAAAGAAUGUUAAAAUGAAUUGCUUCUGUUUUUCUACAUUCAUUCACCUAAUAUGUAAUUGCUUUUAAGUUUUAUUUUAUAACUUCUGUUUUCAUUAAAAGGAUUAUUUCUAUUCAGGCUUGAACCACAUUUAAAAUGAAAAUGUAUUACAGAUUUGUAAUCAAUGCAUUUCUAAAAACUUAAUUUUAUGUUCAUGAAGAUACUGGUGGAAUUUACAUUAUCCCUAGUAAAAUUUAUCAAGGAAGAAUGAAGUACUUAAUUAUCUUUAAUAGAUCACAUAUGUAAUGAAUAAAUGAUGGAUUUUAUGAACUGCAUUCAUUUUUCUCAUUUUAUUGCUAGGGAAUAAAUUAUAACAACACAAGGUAAUUUAAAUAUAUUUUGUGGAAUUUAUUGUAUAUAUUCAGUGGAAGUUUAAUCAGUUAUUGAAUUUAAUCAUAUAUUAAAUAUUCAGUUUUUUUAAUUAAAUCGGGUAUCAUUUUCUAUGAUAAAUCAAUGUAAUAUUUCACCUUAUAAAUGAUAGUAAGAAUCACAUUAGUAUGAAUCAGAUUGCUGCUUCAUGGUGUUUUGGUGUCAUAUUUUUUAAAGUAUGGUAUUUAUUUAUUUGCUUGAUAUGAAACAUUGUAUUUGAAAAAUACAUUGUCAAAUUGGUUUUCAAACUGCAUUUGAUUAAGAACUUAACAGUUUUGAAAUUUUGUAUAUUGUGAAUUUCUGAAAAUUGUCAAGCAUCAAUACUUUGUUGAAUUAAUAAAAAAUUUUCUGAUUAGUAUUAGAUGAUAAGAUUUUUGACUUUCAUUUAAUUUGUGUAAAGUUUUGAUUAGGAAAGUAAAUUACUGAAUUCAGGUGCAAAAAAUGAAAGAAGAUAAAGUUAUGUAAGGGAUAUUUCAGAUACGGGUUUUGAACAAAAUUAUGCAAAUCCACUUUAAGGAUUUUUGAUUACAGCAUAAAUCAUAAACACUUAGUUGUCCUGUUCAAAUGCAUCUGUUGAAAUUUUUCUUAAGCAAAUUGUUUUGUUUCUUAUUUUGUGCACAGAAAGGAUAUGAAAACAGUCAUGGAAUUAAUCCAUUCUGCUGGUGGACUUGAGGCUUCUUUUAAACACACAUAUUAUUUUUACUGCUGCAUCCCUGAAAAUAACAGCAAAGGGCAAUCAAUAUCCAUACUUAUUCUUAAUUUAUUCAGCAUUUCUUGGUCAAUAGUAUUCCAUUGCAUUAUUUCUCAACCUUUUUCAUUCAUUAAGAAUUAACUUGGUUUCUGUAUGGUAUUAAUGAAUAUUCUAUUCAAAGAUUGAAAAAAAAAAAAAAA